ACACUUCUCGAGGGAGACAUGGAAGCCUGGAAUCGCAAAGGAGAGGGUAGGGUUCCUUGCUUUUUUCGCCCACCAGGUAGCUAUCUCUAAUUCUGCCAAGGAUGCCUAGAAGAAAGCUUGUGGAGAUCGAUGUCACGUCGGAUACGGUGUGCCCCUGGUGCUACAUCGGGAAGAAGAACUUGGAGCGGGCAAUCGAGGCCUCGGCAGACGAAUACGACUUCGAGGUUCGAUGGCGUCCCUACUUGCUGAAUCCCAGCGCCCCCGUCGAGGGUGUUGAUAAGCUUGCUUAUUACAAGUCCAAGUUUGGAGAAGGUCGAUUUUCUUCUAUCGUGGGCCGAUUGAGCAAGGUGUUUGAGGAUGUUGGACUCGAAAUCAACUUUGGCGGCCUCACGGGAAACACUCUGGACAGCCACAGGCUUAUCGAACUGGCUGGACGUCAAGGCUAUGACAAGCAGAACGCGCUUGUCGAGGAGCUCUUCCUCAACUAUUUGACUCAAGAGAAAUACAUCGGUGACAGGCAAGUUCUGGUGGAUGCCGCGGACAAAGUUGGAGUCACGGGGGCCAGCGAGUUUCUCGCUGAUCCUAAUGCCGGCCUCAAGGAGGUCCUGGAACAACUCAAAAAAUAUGGCACUGGAGUGAAUGGUGUCCCGCAUUUUCUAGUGAAUGGCAAGUAUCAACUCUCUGGCGCCCAGCCACCCAGCUCCUUUAUCGAAGUUUUCAAGAAGAGCUAGCUAGACUUAUGGUCUCUUUACAUCUUCUAGUGUGAAAGAAUCUCUCUCUCUCUCUCUCUCUCUCCCUCUCCAGACUUAUGGAAGCCAGCGAGUGCCUGGCA
Messenger RNA from Selaginella moellendorffii, 832 nucleotides. RefSeq lists its product as uncharacterized. The coding region runs from base 102 to 731 and encodes 209 amino acids. The record is from RefSeq and is a predicted model, not a curated record. The transcript has 7 exons. NCBI's taxonomy places the organism in Eukaryota, Viridiplantae, Streptophyta, Lycopodiopsida, Selaginellales, Selaginellaceae. Gene Ontology annotation, molecular function: oxidoreductase activity.